Fusarium musae is the source of this 804-nucleotide messenger RNA. RefSeq lists its product as uncharacterized. Bases 1 to 804 code for a protein of 267 amino acids. The record is from RefSeq and is a predicted model, not a curated record. NCBI's taxonomy places the organism in Eukaryota, Fungi, Ascomycota, Sordariomycetes, Hypocreales, Nectriaceae. Gene Ontology annotation, cellular component: cytosol. Gene Ontology annotation, molecular function: oxidoreductase activity. The transcript is spliced from 4 exons.
AUGGAGGCCUUGAAGGGACAAACCGCUUUCAUCACCGGAGCUUCUAUGGGCAUUGGCGAAGCUAUUGCGUUGGCUCUGGCUGAGCAUGGCAUAAACAUUGCUUUAGUAUCUCGAAGCAAGGAUAAACUUGAGGCAGUGCGAGACAAGAUCGCAUCCAAAUUCUCUCAGACCAAAGUCGGAGUCUACCCUGUCGAUAUUCAGAUCCAGCCCGAUAUAGAAAAGGCAGUGAAGUCCGCUAUAUCUGAGCUUGGUCCGAUUGACAUCUUGAUCAAUAAUGCUGGACUUGCACUGGGUGCCCCCGGACGAUUUUGGGAAAUCCCCAUCGAUCAAGUCGCUCAGAUGUCAAACACUAACAUCAACGGCGUCAUGUUCACCACCCACGCAGUCCUCAACCACUCAAUGUGGGAACGCAAGAAAGGAACCAUCAUAAACGUUUCUUCCGUCACAGGUCUGGAGUGUCCACCCUUCAACGGCGAAGCAGUUUAUCACGCAUCAAAAGCGUUUCUAGAGGGCUUCUCCAACAGCCUUCGCAUGGAAACUGCCGGAUCAGACAUUAGGGUCUUAGUUCUUCGCCCAGGUGUUGUCCAGACGCAUUUUCAUCUUCAACGGGUUCAGUACGAUCAGAGUGCUAUGGAUGACUUUGUUGAGGGGUAUGAGCCCCUGGUUGCAGAAGAUUUAGCGCAGUCGGUGUUGUACAUGUUGACCUUACCGCCUCGGAUUUCUAUCAAGGCUAUGGAUUGCGUGCCUACGGCGCAGAGGGCGCUGACAAACUUUGAUCGGGAGUGGAACUCACGUCGCAGAUAG